AUUAAACUGCACGAGUUGUGUGAGAGUUUGUAAACGGAUGUUUUGGUGUAGUUUUGCUGUUAAACGUGUUCCCCAUUUACUUUAAUUCAUCAUCAAGACGUGUUUUGAUUCCUCGUUCACCCUGGAGGCAUCAGAGAAAAACAAAGCUUUCUUCACGAAUUCAACAUAACAGAGAGUUCCCCACCCCGGAGCUGAAGAGAAGACCUGCUGCUGGGAAACGGGGUUCCGGUUUUUGCAAAGAGAAAGUUUUGCAUGGAGAAGUAUGAUGACAGAAGUUUUCUGAAGUGAACCAGAUGCCAAGUCGGGGGACUUCUCUAAACACCCAACUCUCCUCUUUUUUGAAUGGACCAACCUGAGUGCCAUGAAGCGCCAUGCUUAUUUUCAGAGGAAUGUUGAUCUUGAUCUUUGCAACCUAAAAGCCAUCUAUGGAAAUGCAAAUAUGAUAAAAGAAUAAUACGGUCUGGACCUGAAUCAAGUCAGGACACCUCCCCUACUUGCAGGAACGGGGAGCUGGGAUGAUUUUCUGGGGAAGAAGCAGGAGUGCUGCCCUCGCUCCUCGCCUGUGAUGAUGAUGGACUUACCCAGCCAGCACUUGCCUGUGGAGGUCAGCUGAAGACGACGCCACGCAGCUAAGUCUGGAUUAGCCGGCCGAACGAGUUUCAAUGCUCCUCCACGUUCUAAGAUGAAGUUAUGGAAAGGUGCUACUUUUGCCUUCAUGCUCUGCGGCGCAACCCUGUCCAUCAUCCUCGUUAGAAACAUGGCCACUAUCGGACAGUUCAAACCCAAGACAAAAUACACAUCUUCAUCCUCAUCAAGAUCGUUUUCAUCAUCACAAUCAACAUCCAAGACCUCACCGCAAUCACCCUCAUCGUCAUCGUCAGCCGAAUUGACGGCGUUGUCCCGGCAGAUGGGUGGUCCUCAUCGGAGAACCCGCUCAGCAGACGAGAUGAACUCUCUCCUCUCAGAGUUUUCCAUGAUGUUCCAGAGCUUCACGGAGGGCGAGCUGCAGCACGUGGUCGGGACGUUGCUCGACAGGAAGAGAAGGAAGAGCCGACGUCUGGGCGAGAACCAGACCCGAAGGACUAAAAGAGCCCGGAGGCCUAAACCCUGCUCUCUGAGGGAGCUGGAGCUGACCGUGAGCGAACUGGGUCUCGGCUACGAGAGCGACGAGACGGUGAUGCUGCGCUACUGCAGCGGCAAGUGCACGGCCCACCGGCACAACUACGACAUCACCAUGGAGCACAUGACGCGAACAGGCUUCAGAAAGAAGGGCCGCAAGGACAAGGUGAGCAACGGGCCCUGCUGCCGACCUACUGCUUUUGAGAAGGACUUUUCCUUCCUGGACAACAGGAGCCGCUAUCACACGAUACAAAAUGUGUCGGCGAAGAACUGUGGGUGUGUAUGACCCAGAGAAAUGGACUUCUUCAUGCUGCUCUCAGCCUCUGUUGGGAGAGUUGAACAUGAAUGCUGUUAAAACUAUGGAAUAUAAACUCAAGGAAAAGAGGAAAGGAUGGGAAAAUGUUUAUGGCUGCUCCACGGCAGCCUUUUUGUGACAGGCAGACUUGACUUCUUUUGGGCGUCUGUCAAUACAAAUUGGAACCGAAUCACAUGGACAGCGAGUGCUGCGUCUGUGUGGACUCCAUGUAAAGAGACACAGAAAAUGACUGUUCAUACCAAAAACGUUUUUAUUAUCUUUUCUAUCUGUCUAGUAACACUGUAACCUGUGGUGCAACAACAAUGUAGCAACGUUAUGUUUGUGAUAUUACAUUUGAGUAGUAGGACAUACGAUAGAUGAGCUAUGAGGGACUAGAUUGUUGUUGUUACGACACUUCAUAUCCAAGGGCGUUCCCUUCACUAAGUCCAAAUUUUAUAUUAUUAUAAUUGUGACAGUAAAUCACUUUUCAGGCAACAAAAAAAUGCUCAAAACUCUGCCGUAAAAAACAUAUAAUGCGUCAGUAUCUGUGCAGACCAUUGAACCAUUGACCUAAAUUGAUGUCUAGUGAUCAAUGGUCUCCAGAAAGUAUAUUGACUUCAGGUCUUUACACACCGGGGGUGUGACGAAUUAACGACACGAAAAUGUGAAAUAGCCUACUGGCCUGAAAAUAUGAAAUAACGAGGGCUUUUAUUGUGAAAGGUAAGAAUGGAAAAGGACAUACACAUUCUCACUCCCAACUUGUCAAAAACAGCCGCUUGGUCAGUGCCCCUCGGCAUCGGAGACCGACGCACAGGGUACCCCUCUUUUACUACUUUUGGACAGAACAGGAACGGCAUGUCAAUAUACACUCGUUACAUGCAUAGCGUCCUUUCAAAAUAAACUUCCGUUUUCACAGGAAGUUAGGAUUAGGCAACACAUAGUUAGGGUUAUGAAACGGUCGUGAUUGACGUUAACUCCACUGACUAGCGACUCACGGGACUCACAGGACUGGCGAUACACGUAACUGGCGACUCACGGGACCGACGAUAUCGACAAGUCACGCUACUAAGUCAACAGUACUUUAAGUUUCACACGAGACACGAACUGAAUGAAAGUCUUGUGUUUGUUUGACCCAUCCACCUCCCCUCCCGUCCGCCCUACACGAAAUUUCACGCUGUUAAUACUACGUCAGUUGCUCCGACCGUUGAA
Sebastes umbrosus (honeycomb rockfish) is the source of this 2623-nucleotide messenger RNA. Its product is annotated as neurturin. Bases 683 to 1405 code for a protein of 240 amino acids. NCBI's taxonomy places the organism in Eukaryota, Metazoa, Chordata, Actinopteri, Perciformes, Sebastidae. Gene Ontology annotation, molecular function: glial cell-derived neurotrophic factor receptor binding; growth factor activity; receptor tyrosine kinase binding. The transcript is spliced from 5 exons. The record is from RefSeq and is a predicted model, not a curated record.